Messenger RNA from Cyprinodon tularosa, 795 nucleotides. RefSeq names its product receptor-transporting protein 3-like. The record is from RefSeq and is a predicted model, not a curated record. Gene Ontology annotation, biological process: protein insertion into membrane; protein targeting to membrane. NCBI's taxonomy places the organism in Eukaryota, Metazoa, Chordata, Actinopteri, Cyprinodontiformes, Cyprinodontidae. The transcript is spliced from 3 exons. Gene Ontology annotation, molecular function: olfactory receptor binding. The coding region runs from base 170 to 703 and encodes 177 amino acids.
GUUUCCAACUUCUUUCUAAGAGAUGGAAAGCGAAAGCAAUGUUAACUUUCGUUUUCCUGACUUACAGCUGAUUCGGUUAUAUAAAGCAGCUGUCUGUGCUGCAGCAUUCGGAGGACAAACACUGCUUCAACAUUUCAGAGGUUCUUCAGACAUCAGAUUAUAAAGAAAGAUGAGCAGAGGAUCCACUGAUUGGAGUCCAGGCUUCUGGCGCGACAUAUUUGAUGAACUGCUGUAUGAUGACAAUGAGCUGAAUUAUGGAGAUGAAUGGACUCUGAACUUUAACUACACACAGACAGACGAAGUCACCAAAGAACAGAGGAGGAAAGGCUGGAAGGUGUAUUCCCACUGUGCCUAUGGAAAAUUCCAGUGUGGAUCCUGUGGUAAAACCUGGCCUUCAGCUCGAGCAGUGGUGCUGUUCCGCUACCGGCUGCGAGGUGGCAGGGGUACAGUGAUCAUGCGACCCUUUGGUCAGGCAUGUCGUCGUUGCCAGGAUGAGGAAUUUGAUCUCCCGGGUUUCUCCAGAAAAGAAGUGGAACAUGCUUUGCUCAGGCUUAUUUCAAAAAUCCGGAAAAAUAUUUACGGGGAAGAGGAGGAAAGCGACGAUGGAUCUUCAACAACCUCUAAUAAAGUGUGGACCAAGCCCCAUGAGAAAAACCUGUGCCAGGCCUGUCUUCUGGGCAUCUGCUGUCAGGACGACGACUGAAAGAAAGACAUGUCAUUUUUGAGUUUUUAUUCUCAGGUUGUAAAUAUCAUGGUGUCUUUUUAGAUACAAUGUGAUGUAGAAUAUUGCACAAU